This is a messenger RNA of Aspergillus ibericus CBS 121593, 947 nucleotides long. RefSeq lists its product as uncharacterized. The transcript has 3 exons. The record is from RefSeq and is a predicted model, not a curated record. Bases 188 to 784 code for a protein of 198 amino acids. Lineage: Eukaryota; Fungi; Ascomycota; Eurotiomycetes; Eurotiales; Aspergillaceae.
CGAUGAUAUCUCGGAUCUUCCGGAGCUUAUGAAAGACGGAGACAUAAGCAUACCCCCACCAAAGUCUCCGUCUUAACACGGAGACUUUUCCUGCCCUAACAAUAGCACAAUGACUCUAUAUAAAACCACACACCCCUUUCUCUAAUCCUCUUUACCCCCUCAAUCCGCCUACACACAGCAUCAAACAAUGACCAAAAAACCCACCCUCGCCUUCUUCGGCGCCACCGGCGGCUCCACCCUCGCGUGCCUCAUCCCCGCCCUCAAAUCCGGCUACACAUGCAAUGCCCUCGUCCGCACCCCCAACAAACUCCUCACUCUCCUCUCCACCCACAACGCCCCCACCACCAACCUCACCAUAAUCCCCGGUUCCGCAACCUCCCUCCCCGCCGUGCACCAAACCCUCCUCCUCCCCAGCACUUCCACCCCCACCCCAACCGCAGUCGACCUCAUAAUCACCGGCAUCGGGGGCACCCUCAUCUCCAACCUCCCCAACCCCAUCCCAACCCUCGACAACCCCACCAUCUGCACCGACGCCACCCGCACAAUCCUCACCGCGGCACGAUCUCUCCCUUCGAAGCCCAAGAUCGUGGUGAUUACCGGCACGGGGAUUAAUUAUACGAAACGGGAUGUGCCGAUUCUCAUGUGGCCGCUGUAUCAUUGGUUAUUGAGGGUGCCGCAUGCGGAUAAGAGGUGUGAUUAUUACGGAGUGAGAGGGGACGUAGUUGGAUUGUGUUGUAAUUUUGGGGGUGUAAAUAGUGCUUGGUUUGUGGGGUUCAUUGUAUGAUUAUGGAUAAAACCUGUGUGGUGUCUGUUUAGGGUUGAGGCUAGACCAGUGACAUCCGGGAGAUGCAUAUAUCUCGUAUGUAAGAUCCUGCAUAUUAUAGGCAGCUAGCGUAAAUUCCACCUAUAUAAUGUCCAGAUGGACCUUGUCAAGGCGCGUCCUGUUU